Messenger RNA from Mya arenaria, 2474 nucleotides. RefSeq lists its product as uncharacterized. Lineage: Eukaryota; Metazoa; Mollusca; Bivalvia; Myida; Myidae. The record is from RefSeq and is a predicted model, not a curated record. The transcript has a single exon. Bases 517 to 2367 code for a protein of 616 amino acids.
UGUAUUGUUCUUCCAAAUCUACAGAUAGAUGAAAGGGCUACAGAAACCAAAACCCGUAAAUUUGUUCAGGAGGGAAAGCAGUGUGCUGGCAAGGAUUUGAUUGAAUUAAGUGACUUUAAUGGUACACGGAAAUUUUCAGUUUUGGCAGAAGGAGAGACUAAACCUGUUUUUUUAUCACUGAGUCACAACAAGGCCAAAGCAAAUUAUACUGUGACCUGUCACAAUGGCGAGUGUCAAUCAAAGAAGGGACACAAACGAUAUUUAAAUAACUUGAAUUCUUCCAAUCUUUGCAGACAUUUAUUUGUGCUGAAACAUAAUCCAGAAUCCUGGAUUGAUUUGCAUGAAAGAAAUGCCACUAAUGAAACUUUUUUAGAUGACCAACUACUAGAUGAUGAAACAAAUGAUGAUGCUGGUGAUGGUGAUCCUGUUGAUACUAAUGACAAUUUUGAUCCUGAAACAGGUCUAUGGAAGUAUAAGUGUGAGAGCAGCCAUCCAGCAGCAGCUAGAGAGAGUGAUAUGUUGAGGCGUAACAUCAUCAAACGUGACGGAUGGAAUGAUUUGACCUUAAGUAGGCAGGCUGAUGGUUCAUUGAAGGGUCCCAAUUUCUAUCCAGAUAUGCCAGACAAUACAUGCUGCUGUGGAUCUGGAUGGUUGAAGCGAGAUGAUGAUCCAGAUUACUCUGAAAACGGGAAAUUGAUUCCUUUAGGUCGAGUUCUUACAGUUUACACACAGUUUGCGCCUGUGCAGUGUGAUGUUUACAAAAGAGUCUGUUACAACCCGAUAGACGACAGUCGCUGUGAACUUGCAUGGAAUGAAGGCCAGAGUGAAUCAAUUCAUGUUUUUAGUAGUAAAACAGCUGCAGGUGACGAAAUAGGAUGGGAGUUUACAUCAUCAGUAAUGAAAACUGGUUGCACUUUUUCAGCAUACUGUCAGAUGAAGGAUGAACUUUACAGAACUCGUGACCCAAAGGCCAAGUUUAUGGAUGCAACAGUUUUUUUAAAAUGGUGGUUUAGUUGGGCAGCUAAUAUGAACAUUGAUUUCAGACAACCAUGUGACAUUUGUAGGUAUGAGCCUAAUAGACUGUGCUGUGAUGGAACCAGAGUAGGCGUAGGUUUCCGUCAUUCAAAUUUCACAGAAAUAAGUACACCUGAUAGUUCUUUACAGACACAGCAAACAUUGCAUCGACGGAUGGACAGAUGUUACCUUAAGAAUAAGCCUGGAGUUGAAAAGAGACAGAUGAUCGCUUAUCGUGAAGCAUUGGAUAAUAUAGCCCGAACUACAGUUGCAGAAUUUGAACCGUUAGAUAUUCCAGAAAAUAAUGAUAUAAUUAAUUUACUUAUGCAGGCUCUACCUGAGGAGGCUCAUCAAUCAUUCCAGCGAUUUACUCGAGGGAUGUCAGAAUUUGAAAGAGUAGCUUAUGCAUCUGUCCUUAAGAUGUUGGCUACAACAGCAUCUGUGACAAGCAUUUUGUCACCAGAAUAUGCACUUUUCUUGCAGGAAUUUCUAACUAAUGAAAAUCUUUCAGAUUUUGAGUUUAACAGACAGAUGUAUGAGAUGAGAUCAUUUGCUCCAGAAAUACGGGACUUGAUUGCAGAAUCGAUUUUGAACAAUAACAACAUUCUACCUGAUGACAUUAAACUUUUUCUAGUUCAUCUUACUAAUGAGUCUCUAAACUUACCAGUUUAUGCCCCAGAGGAUGCAACUUUUCAAUUCGGAACAUACAACCCUGAGAAGCUGGGCCGGGCUUAUUACUUCAAUGAACAUGGUGUUAAACUGAGGAAUGUACGCAAAUUUCAGAUAGAUGAGGACCGAGCAGGCAGAAACAAUGACCAUGAUGAUGAAGCUAUGGACUUUGAGCGAUGCAGAAAGAUUUACUCAAAAAUACAACAAUCAGCACCCGGCACAUCUAACUUGUUUCUUUGGUUUUGUCCAGAUCACGGUCAUUGCUAUGGAUUCCACAUGACAGUGGCUGAAGGCAGAAAAGAUCCAUCAGCUUCAUUAUACUCUCAUCUAGCCAAACCUCCACAAGCAGUGUUUUAUGACUUUGCCUGUAACUUACAGGAAUAUUGCCUCAACAGAGAGAGUGGGUACUACAAGAAUGUUAGAUUUUUUCACGAUAUUUUUCAUGGUUAUUCACACAAAUGCUCUACUUCUUUUAGAAGCUCUCGACUUCAAGGAUUUGAAAGUGUGAACUCAGAAAUCUGCGAACAGUUCAACAGCUUCAUCCAGAUUCUGAAGAAAUCAGCAAGACAAAUGACACAAUCUCAUUUCUGUUUCUAUCUUCAGUUCUUUAUUCAUGAGUGGAACAGGAGAAAAAGAGUUGCUUACAAGAGGAAAAUCAGCACUGCACUAGCUGGGCUUUUAUGAAAUGUAUAACAACUUUGAUUUUCAGAGAGCUGUGCAUCAGAAAAUGAUCAAAUGAACUAUGUUUAAUUUAUAUUUCAUUCACUUCUUAUAUAUAUUUGUUUGACUUU